CCUCCGCCGAUGACCUUCUCGCCCGCCCGCCGCCCCUGAGCUGAGGACGCCCGGCUCGGCUGCCCUCUCGCCCGCGCGGGGCGGGGAUGCCACAGCGCCUCCCGGGAGCUGCUUCCACCGCCGGGGCCAGUUGCAGAGCCGCCGCCGCUCGCGAGGAGCCUGAAAAAUGAACCCCCAGUGCGCCCGCUGUGGCAAAGUCGUCUAUCCCACGGAAAAAGUCAACUGCCUGGAUAAGUACUGGCAUAAAGGAUGUUUCCAUUGUGAGGUCUGCAAAAUGGCUUUAAACAUGAACAACUACAAAGGAUAUGAAAAGAAACCAUAUUGCAAUGCACACUACCCAAAACAGUCCUUCACAACGGUGGCAGAUACACCAGAAAACCUUCGUCUGAAGCAACAAAGUGAAUUGCAGAGUCAGGUUAAAUACAAAAGAGACUUUGAAGAAAGCAAAGGAAGAGGGUUCAGCAUUGUGACUGACACACCUGAAUUACAAAGACUGAAAAGGACUCAGGAACAAAUUAGUAACGUGAAAUAUCAUGAAGAUUUUGAGAAGACAAAGGGCAGAGGUUUUACACCAGUGGUGGAUGAUCCUGUGACAGAACGGGUGAGAAAAAACACCCAGGUUGUGAGUGAUGCUGCAUAUAAAGGAGUACAUCCACAUAUAGUUGAAAUGGAUAGAAGACCCGGAAUAAUUGUUGCCCCUGUGCUUCCUGGGGCAUAUCAACAAAGUCAGUCCCAAGGAUAUGGAUACAUGCACCAGACCAGUAUGUCAUCUAUGAGGUCGAUGCAUUCACAGCCACAUUCAGCAGGUUUGAGAACAUACAGAGCUAUGUAUGACUACAGUGCUCAAGAUGAAGACGAAGUUUCCUUCAGGGAUGGGGACUAUAUCAUCAAUGUGCAACCAAUUGAUGAUGGCUGGAUGUAUGGUACUGUUCAGAGAACUGGGAAAACAGGAAUGCUUCCAGCAAAUUACAUUGAGUAUGUUAACUAAUUUUUGUCCCUAGUCCUUUGAGCUUUAUUCUGAUUUACUCAAAACGUAACCCUUUUGAAACAAAAUACUCAGAAGAAACUUUUAAGACCACAUGUUCAUUACUUUAUCACUAAUAUAACAAUCUGAUGUAAGAAUCACAAUCUGACACACAUAUCCAAACAGUAUGGCUUACAAUAAUACUUUGUAAGAACAAAAGAUGUAUGUGGAAGCCCGGUGCUGCCAAUUAUGUAAAGGUUUCCAUCCAUUAGCUAUAAAGGAGAAAUCUCUUUUUCUUAGAUUCUCUUUUAAACGUAACCAUAACGUGGAUUCUUUUCUUAUGUCACUUUGAAAUCACAAGCGGCUAAUACUUUCAAUUCAGUAACACAUUCUAAUCAUUUUUAAAGCUGUUUAACAUAGAGCAUUUAACGUCCCAAUAAAAUGAUGACUGGAUAAUACAGCCUUUAAGUAACAGGAGAUAACGUGCUGGUAAAAAUCCUACUGCCCAGCAGCCUUAUAAGAAACAAAAAGUCUGUCUCUUGACAGUGGAAGUUCCCAACUCUCACUUGCCCCCCACCACCACACUCAUUCCUGGGUCUUACAUUGGCUCUCCUUCAUGACUGUACCCUUAGCUCCUGUCAGUUUUGCUUGCUUCCCAAUCCAUCAGUUUUGAUUGUGCCUUGAUUCCUGGCAAAUCUGUGUCUUUUUCACAGCAUAUUUCCCACUGGCACUGUUCAGAGUGCAGAGCCAAAUUGCCACCUCUUCUGUUUCCCUUAAAUAAUACUUGAGAGACCAGGUGGGUGAGGUAAUAUAUUUCACUGGAUCAACUUCUGUUGAU
Molecule: messenger RNA, 1802 nt
Organism: Mauremys mutica (yellowpond turtle)
Lineage: Eukaryota; Metazoa; Chordata; Testudines; Geoemydidae
Product: LIM zinc-binding domain-containing Nebulette
Exons: 7
Coding region: 167-988 (273 amino acids)
Cellular component (GO): focal adhesion
Molecular function (GO): actin filament binding
Source: RefSeq, a predicted model, not a curated record